Molecule: messenger RNA, 2114 nt
Organism: Amyelois transitella
Lineage: Eukaryota; Metazoa; Arthropoda; Insecta; Lepidoptera; Pyralidae
Product: DNA transposase THAP9
Exons: 3
Coding region: 206-1195 (329 amino acids)
Source: RefSeq, a predicted model, not a curated record
GUCAAUGUGUAUGUUUGGUUUUUUGGAAUUGUCGAUGCUUUAAAAUGAUAACUAUUUUGUUGAUUUGAGAGACAAAGCAAUCAAAUAAAUGACUAAAUACAAUUUGAGUAAACAUACUCAUGAUCGGUAUUACUAGAUCCUAUAUGGGUUAAAUAUAUAUGUUUUUGAAUAAUUUUAAAACUGAAUUCAUAUAAUAAAGGGGAACAUGUACUCUUUGGCCUGCGUUAUAUUAGGAUGUUCAUCGCAUUUUCAAAAGAAUACCAAAGAAAAAAUAAGCUUUCAUCGAUUCCCCGAUGUCACAUAUAGAAAGCAGAAAUGGAUCAAUGCAGUUUCAAUGAGCCGUGACAACUAUAAAUGGCAGGAAGGUGAUAUGAUCUGUUCCAAACAUUUUGCAAACUUUUACUUCAUUGAUGCUGAGUGUAGAACGCUGAAUGAAUAUGCUGUACCAACUUUACAUUUGGUCAAAAGGGAAGGAUAUUUGGAUGUUGGUGUCAAAAAGAAUGGCAAUAAUCUUUACCUUGAGGUAGCUGUUAAGAAUAAAAUUUAUUCUUCAUUGAAUGAGAGCGAAACAGAAGAUGAAAGACAAAAAAUAUCAAAUGCACCUAUAUCUAUGUCAGUUUUACCUCGAAACGUUCUCAUGCUAAAGCAAAAAACAGGAAAUCCCAUUAAUGUUGAAGAUGAUACAGAAGCGGAUUUCGCCAAUAGAGAAGCAGCGUCAAGCAGCAAUAACCCAAUAAGAGACCCAUUAAAGAUUGAAACUGACGAACCAGAGGAAUGCUUACUUGAGGAACAUCUUAAUGAAGAAUACCUUGAAUGUCAAGAUGAUGAUGAAGAUGAUAAAGACAAUUUAGAACUACAAGAAGCAAAUAAUGAAAUCUCAAUGCAUCAAACUCAUUUAAAAAAGGUUAAGACGACAUUUCAAAAUCAUAAUAUGAUAUCAGAGAACACUGCGAUGUUGCCAGUUAGAGUGUAUAGGCUAGAGAAAGCCCUCGAAAAGCAGAAAUCUAUAUCAGCACAACGUCUAAUGAAGGUCAAAGCUCUGACGAAAAAAUUGAGACGCUUAGAAAAAAAAAAAUGUAAAUUAGAAGAACUAAUCAUUGCUGUACGCAAAGAAAACUUGAAUUUAAAGAAUAGUAAAAUGCAGACUGGGGUUCCCUUGACAAGGUUUGUCUAUUGUCUUCCUAAAAAGUCAUAGCCUAAGAGUACCCAGAAUCUACGUGAAGAGAGUUACAAAUGUGGAUAAAGCGAAAUGGAAGAAGGAAUCGUAACAAGUGGAGUGAUUUAAUUUUUUCCUCACCCUUUGGUAAACAGGCGUGUUAUCAAUGUAUGUAAGAUAUUGCCUAAACAUUUUGUAAAUCAGGAUAAAAAGAAAUGUGAAUAUGAUAAUAUACAAAAAAAAAAAAAAAAAAUUUCAAAAUAUUUUAUUUCGAAAACAAGAACAAUUACAAAUUAAGUAACAUAGGAUAACGAUGACAUCUGCUGAAGUUAUGAAACUGUGUCCCAGAUGUCAACACCCACCACAAGAAAACAUAUUAUGUAUUUUCUUAACCUUUUCACCCAAUAUGCCUUAUUAAACGUCAUUCUAUUUCUAACUCCUUAGUAAAGGGCCAUUUACAAAGUGAGUCCAUUGUGUUAGAACCAUUCCAAAUUUAUUAUAAAACCCCACUGGUGCAGUGUAUUGGCUUCGUGGGAGAACAUGUGUCAAAUCAAAUCAAAUCAUUUAUGUGUUAGAAUACAAUUUUUACAACUAGAUGGUCACGAUAUAAUUGAGUACAUGCAUUCAGCCUUAUAAUCAGGCGUACAAAUAUUUGGAUGUGUCCCCGUCGAAGCCAUUAAGUAAUUACACUAGUUUCGUUUUUAACACACACUGAACUUAAACUUUGUGUUAGUAUAUUUUAUAAAUAUAAAUGAACUGGUUUACUCGAUUGGUUUGUGUAAAUGAAUGACACCAAUUUUAUGCGUUAUACUGGAUGGCGCGAAAAAUCGUCACGUUUAUAAGGCCCUUAAACUCAGAGUUAAUAGAGAAAAGCCAUUAGUCGUGUCAAUGUAAAAUACUGCAGGUCCCUUUGUAAAACUGUAAAUUCAAAAUCACUUGCAAUAAACCUAUUUGAUCA